Mitosporidium daphniae is the source of this 393-nucleotide messenger RNA. RefSeq lists its product as uncharacterized. NCBI's taxonomy places the organism in Eukaryota, Fungi, Microsporidia. The record is from RefSeq and is a predicted model, not a curated record. The transcript has a single exon. The coding region runs from base 1 to 393 and encodes 130 amino acids.
AUGAUCGGGCUGAUUGCGCACAACACAAAUGGUUCAGGCAUAAUCGAAUUUGAUCUACUCGACAGGGAGGGGAAAGUGAUAGAAUCCUAUGCGAUUGACACAGUAUGGUCGCAUGUGAUCGACGGGCAGGACAUUCACAGGGCCAAGGAUAUAUUGAUCAGAAGUGCCCCAGAAGGCUUUAAAAUGAACAUCACUUUGGCCGGAAAUGAGGAAGACAUUGUGAUAACUACCUUGGCCGAGAUUACUCCCUCUUCAUACCCACAAGGGGUUUACCUUUUUGGAGACACCCCUGAGGCUGUAAGCACAAACAAGCCAGCGCCCUUUGAAAGCGAGUGGAUCAAGCUUCAAUUUGAAAUAUUGCCGUUCUUCAUAAGCCACGAAACAGCCUUAUAG